CUCGUCUCUCUGCCUCUCUGCCUGCCUAUAAAAGGCCAGAACGUCUUCUCGCUCAUAAGAGGCGGCUCAUCUCUUGCAUCUGUCACACUGCACAAAAGCAAAACCACUCUUCAAGAGUAGCUAAAAGGACAAAUCGGCAAGAGGUUGUGUGAGAUUUGGUGCAAAUCGCAAGAUGGUUAAGCAAAAGAUUGUCCUCAAGUUAGCUCUGGACGACGAGAGGAAGAGGAGGAAGGCCUUCAAGGCCGCCGUUGGCAUGUCGGGCGUGACAUCCGCAACGAUGGAGGGGGACAAGAUCAUCAUCGUCGGGGACGGCGUCGACCCGAUCACGCUGACCACGAUGCUCCGGCGCAGCCUGGGCUACGCCGAGCUCCUCAGCGUGUCGUCCGGCGACGACAAGAAGAAGGACGGCUACGGCGCCGCCUACGGGUACGGCGGCGGCGAGAAGAAGGACGGCUACGGCGCGGCCUACGGGUACGGCGGGGGCGAGAAGAAGAAGGACGGCUACGGGUACGGCGGCGCCGACGGUGGCGGGAGCGGCAUGAGCUUCGGCGGCAAGGAGGGUGGCGGCUCCAAAGGUGGCGGCGGCGGCGGCGGAUACUCUCAGAACGCGGUUGCGCCGGUCACGUACCCCGCGUACCAGCAGUACAACGCCAUGCCGUCCUACCCGGUUUACUCCUACCCUGCUCCGGCUUAUCAGCAUCAAGAACAGGAUCCCGGCUGCAGCAUUAUGUAGUAGUGGCAUACUCUAGUUGUUAGUUAAGGGGAGAUGAUGCGUCGGAGAGAUCUGGAGAGUUGCGAGCGGUGUUCAGGCCAUGAUUUUGAUGGCCUGACCCAAAAGUUGGCUGAGAGGGCAGAGAGAUGCUGGCUCCCUGAGCACUGAGUAGUGCUCUACAUAUGUACAGUACAGGUUUGCUGGAUCAGCAAUGGUGGUUUGGAGCGUGGUAACAGAUUGUACAGGAGGAAUGAAUAAAAGGAAACUCAGGUGUUUGCAAGCA
This is a messenger RNA of Triticum aestivum (bread wheat), 995 nucleotides long. RefSeq names its product holotricin-3. The record is from RefSeq and is a predicted model, not a curated record. NCBI's taxonomy places the organism in Eukaryota, Viridiplantae, Streptophyta, Magnoliopsida, Poales, Poaceae. The coding region runs from base 173 to 733 and encodes 186 amino acids. The transcript has 2 exons.